AUCUACAAAUUAAAACAACCUUGGAGCAUGGUUGGAUGUGAUUUGAAGCAGAGUGUGUUCUGACAGAGUAAAGAGUGAGCUGCUUUAAGUGAUGGCAUUCAGGAUACAUUUGAAGGUUAAGCAACCCCAGAUCUGGGCUAAUCUGUUGUAAUCUGCUGUUACUAAAUGGAUGGCUACAUUCACAUUUGUAGCACACUGCACAUGAAUGCCUAGGAAUAAAGCCUUCACAUUUCUUCAUGUCAGUUCUUCUGGGAGGAAGCCAUGUAUCUGUUUAUUUGCUUCUACCUCCUAAUGAGUUUUUUUGAAGAAGUUCAUGGCUUUUGUCCUUCACAAUGCACUUGCGUUUACCAUGGCAGAAGUGAUGGCACUGGAACAAGAUCUGUACUCUGUAAUGACCCUGACAUGUAUGAGAUCCCUGUGAAUGUUCCUGUGGAUACUGUAAAACUGCGUAUAGAGAAAACUGUCAUACGAAGGAUUCCCACUGAAGCCUUUUACUACCUGGUAGAUCUCAAAUACCUGUGGGUCACUUACAACUGUGUAGCCAACAUUGAUAUCAGCAGCUUCUAUAACUUGAAACAGCUGCACGAGCUGAGGCUGGAUGGUAAUCUGCUUUCAACUUUCCCUUGGGAAUCCCUGGCCGAGAUGCCCAACUUACGGACUCUCGAUCUCCACAACAACAAGUUGACCAGCAUUCCUGCUGAUGCUGGCCGUUUCCUGAAAAACCUCACCUACCUGGACCUAUCCAGCAACAAGCUGACCACCUUGCCAUCAGACCUCAUGGACAUUUGGCCCCCCUUCUCAGGAGCUAUCGUGUCCAAGAACACAGACAUUCUGGUGACACAGAGAGUAAUCUUGGGUUUUCAGGAUAACCCAUGGUUCUGCGACUGUCGCAUUUCAAAACUUAUUGAAUUUUCCAAAAUUGUGGACACCUCCGUUGUACUUCUUGAUCCAUUGGUUUCAUGUAGUGGACCUGAGAGCCUGGCAGGAAUCUUGUUCCAGAGAGCUGAGUUAGAGCAGUGUCUUAAACCAUCUGUGAUGACCUCAGCAACAAAAAUCACCUCUCCGCUGGGCAGCAACGUCCUGCUACGCUGUGACGCCACGGGGUACCCAACACCACAGCUCACUUGGAAUAGGUCAGACAAUAUUCCAGUGAACUACACAGUAAUUCAAGAAAGUCCUGGAGAGGGUGUCAGGUGGUCCAUAAUGAGCUUGACAGGAAUUUCUUACAAGGACGCAGGAGAAUACAGAUGUAAAGCCAAGAACUUGGCAGGAAUGUCAGAAGCUGCUGUGACUGUCACAGUGGUUGGUGUAGUUACUACAACUGUGUCACCACAGAAGUUUGGGAGGAAGCCAGAGGCUGAGAGGCAGAAUACAACUCAGGAGGAAUCCAAGCAGGAACUCGAGAGGACAACCACACCUCUUCCCAUCACACCGACCACCACAGCUCUGGUGAGCACUGAAAGAUCAACCAGCAUGACUUUCACUGACAAAAAGCAAUCCAGGCUCAUGUUGGAUGGAAAGAAAGUUUCAAAGGCAGUGACAAAUGGAAGCAAAAAGCAGAUUGGAGAUUCAAGAAAGAAAGGUGAGGAUUCUUCAUUGAGCACAGCAGGUGUGACUGAGCAAAAUGUUACUGUGAAGAACCUAAGAGUGAUCAGUGAAUCUGAUGAAAGAGUGACCUUAACUUGGAAAAUGGUCAAUGCCACAGGCAAUUCCGCUGUGACUGUGUUAUACUCCAAGUAUGGUGAUAAAGAUAUGCUGCCUCUCAGCACUGAUUCUAACAAAAACAAAGUCACUAUCGAUGGUUUGCAACCUAGUACUCAAUAUAUGGCAUGUGUCUCACCCAAAGGCGUGCCGCCUACAAAAGAGCAGUGUGUUGUUUUCUCCACUGAUGGGUUAAAUGAUGAAAGCAGCUCUGAGUUUUCUAUUCUGAUAGUGGCCAGCAGUGCAGCAUGUGUGGUUGUUUUACCUUUGAUAUUUUUCUUACUCUACAAAGUUUUAAGACUUCAUUUGAAACCAAAGUCUGCAAAGGAAGCUGAACUUGCAAAAGAGACGUACGUGCAAUUUGAAACACUGUCUCUGAAGCCUCGAACACUGGGUGCAGGAGACCAGCUCUGGGCACGAAGGUACACGGAUGAGUCAGAAAGACUUCUCCUUUGCUCUAGGUCAAGCAUGGAUUCUCAAAUGACCUUCAAAAGUGAGGGCUCCAGGUCUGAGUAUCUGUGCUGAACAUGGGUGAGGGUGGAGAUGAAAUAAAUAAUAGGUACAAUUAAUUCAAAAUGGUGAUGCUGCAUCUGGACGCAGGUUGAUGCUAGAUGGUGGUCAGAACAAGUUAUCUGGUGUAAUAGAGUCUUACUGGAUGGUGGUGGGUAGGAGGGGGAAUUGAAGAAAAAUGUUGCCUGUUUAUUUUCUUAUAUUUUAUGUUUGUGAUUUUGGAUAUGAAGGAGUGAUGUUCUUCCAAAGAAAAAUACAGCAUGAAAUGGUUCUAUGGUUAAAGGUAUUUUUUGGUUUUAUUAAAACAUUGUUUUCUCUUCUCUCGUUUUACCACAUGAUGUGCUAGUGGCAUGUAUCAAGCAUGAAUCACAAUCUUCUUGAAACUGAUGUACUUCAACAGAAUAGGAAACAGUUUUAACUACUUCUAUUGUGAUCAAAACUUUAUUUGAAUAUACAAGCUUUCUUCUGACAUCAGCUUGUGCUUCGAGGUAUGAUAGAGCUGUUUGGGUUGAAGUAUUCUCAGGCCAGUCAAGACAGAAGCCACAGUUUAUGGGCCCUUGAGAGGUACAAUACACAUAGUAUUGUCAUUUUGCAGAUGUUAUUGCAAGGGCAAAGAAGUUUCUUUAGUGUCCUGAAGCUCAGGAAAGCUGAGUAACUGAGAGACUCUAGAUAAUUAUAUUAACUUACAUCAGAUUAUCUUGUUGCAGAAUCUCAGCCUUAGAAUUUACUUGGAUGUGUCUGUCUAUAUACCUCAGUUUCAGAAAUCUCUGUACAGAAAAUUCUGUGGUGCUGUGCAAUACAACACACACUCUUAUAUGUAAAUAUAGGACACAGAUGUUGCACAGUAUUAUGGACUACACUGCAGUAAUAUAAUACCUUUUGAUAUAAAGUAAGAGGAGUUUUUGUCCUCAGGGCAUUUUGGAUGUUAAGUUUAACAUAGUUUUAGCAUAGUGAAAGUUAUUUGUGAGUGUGCUUCCCAAUGUUUAAAAAUCAGGAAUUAAUAGUAACAAUGAAUUCAGAGUUGUCUGUUAAUGAUAAUAAUGAAUAGUCUAUUCUGAGGUUGCUUUUUUAAUGCCUGAAGUAAAUAAGAGAACUUUUAUUGUUCUAGGUUCAGAUAUUAUUUUCAAGUAUGUAUAAAUUGUGAGCCACAGUUUUUCCUGGAAAUUACAGCUGUGUUGUUUUCUUGGACCUUUCUAUGCCUAGGGGAACUGUUUGUUUUGAUAGGAAAUUGGGAAUUGACAUUUUUCAGAGGGAGAAAUAUUACUCAAAGCUACAAACUGAAGCUUAGCUUGUCAGCUUCAAAACAGUAGCAUUUCUCAUUGUCACUAUUGUAGGAUGAAAUUUUGCCUGCUGGAAUGCUGACAAGCUUAUCUUGUGAGGCAUAGCUUGAUGAGAGGUGUCAGAAAGCCUCUGAUACAGAAUCAUGGCAGGAAAUGAACACACUGAAAAAAUCUCUGUAGCACCUACACCAUGGUGUCCAGUGACCAGGAUUAGCAGAAAGAGUAUUUGAGACUAUGGGAGCUGUAAAAAAGAAGCAGGUGGGAUGUUCAAAAGUGCAAAUUAGCUUGCCUGCUUAGAAUUAUCCUUGGUGUUGCUUUCUGUGUUACAAGUAUGUGUGGUGAAAAAUCAGUCUUUCUUCUUUUUCCAUGAAUAAUUGUGAUUGCAAUGAAAAUUUUUUAUCUUUCUAAGCUAUUUUACUUUGGCAGGGUUUUUGUUUUUUGAAAUUUAGGAUUUUUUAGGGAAAAGAGAUUCUCUGUGUGUCAAAACCAAGGCUCAUCUGACACAUUAAUGACAAACCAGGUUUGUGCAGGACCUGAAGUGUUACAAUAUUUGCCUUC
Passer domesticus (house sparrow) is the source of this 4049-nucleotide messenger RNA. RefSeq names its product leucine rich repeat, Ig-like and transmembrane domains 3 (gene LRIT3). The coding region runs from base 262 to 2226 and encodes 654 amino acids. The record is from RefSeq and is a predicted model, not a curated record. Gene Ontology annotation, molecular function: protein binding. The transcript is spliced from 4 exons. Lineage: Eukaryota; Metazoa; Chordata; Aves; Passeriformes; Passeridae.